Molecule: messenger RNA, 723 nt
Organism: Stegodyphus dumicola
Lineage: Eukaryota; Metazoa; Arthropoda; Arachnida; Araneae; Eresidae
Source: RefSeq, a predicted model, not a curated record
AGUUGCUUUUCCAAAAUGUUCCCAGUUACUGGAUUAUUAGUCUCCGUGUUUGGAGUGAUGAUGGUAGCAGCGCAAAUGCCACCACCAUUGCCACCACCACCACAGUAUCAGCAAGUACCACCUCCUUAUAACAUGUAUGGACCAUUAAACCCUUUUGCAAGUAGUAGCACUAGCAGUAUGGUGUAUCCACCCAUGCAACAGAUGCCGCCACCACCACCGGCUAUGUCAGCAGCUCCUUAUCCACCAUCAACUUCUGUUUCGUAUUCAUCGUCAGGGUAUCCAAUGAUGGCUGCGGCUGCACCUUAUCCAUCUUAUGGGAUGCCACCCCCCAUGAUGUACCCUCCACCUUAUCAGACAUUCUCAGGAUCGGGACCUAUGGGAGAUCCUUUCACAACAAGCUCAGGUGGUGGAAUAUUCAACUCUAGAUCUCUGAGCCAGCUUCUUGGUCUGCGUAAGAGGCGGUGAGUUCACUAGCACCAAUAUCACCUGCCACAGUAUAACCCCACAUCAUACUACCAAGGGCUGGGCCCAGUAAUUAUCAUCCAUCACUCUCUACAUAACGCUUCCUUUUAUUUCAUAUUCGGAUACAUUAUUUUAAUCAGAUAUUUUAUUCGAUACAAUUGCUGUAUUUAUUGUCAAUAGAAUUCUUCUUUUGUAGUCUAGUCUGAAGAUGUAAAUGCAUUUUAUGAAAUAAACAAGAUUUUGUCUUCCGUUUUGAUGAUU